AUUGGACUCUGUUGUAUUCUACUCGGCAUGUGGUACACUAUAUGUGAAUCUUUGACUUCGGGACCUUGUCAUGCAAUCGACAUAACAAGGGAGGCUAUAAGGGAAGGUGCUGAUGCUGUCAUUGCAGUUGGAGGAGAUGGAACUCUUCACGAGGUAGUUAAUGGAUUCUUCUGGGCUGGAAAGGCUGUCACUAAUCAUGAUAGAACAACCACACAUUCAACCGCACUCGGUUUGAUUCCCUUAGGAACGGGCUCUGACUUUGCUAGAACACUUGGCUGGAAAAAUGACCCCGUUGAAGCCAUUGAACGCAUACAUAGAGGACAACAUUCUCGAAUAGAUAUUGGCGUAAUUAGCGGAGAACAAGGAGAAGAAUCACACCACUUUAUUAAUGUUGCUGAUAUUCAUUUGAGUGCAAAGGCAGGCUAUUACGCUUCUAGAUACAAGAAGUUUGGAAACUUGUGCUAUAUUAUUGGUGCUUUGCAAUCCUUUAUGGGGCACCAUAAUCAGGACCUCAGAAUCAAGAUUAAUGAACGUGAUUGGGAAACAUAUUCUCGAGUGACGGCCCUUUGCAUUGGAAAUGCAAAAUACUUUGGUGGAGGAAUGAAAAUUACACCAAAUGCUGACCCGUCUAAUGGAACUCUUGAGGUGGUGAUUCUUCAGGACUUCAAGUGGUAUGACUUUAUUCUCAAACUGCAUAAACUAUACAACGGCACUCAUUUAUCAGUGAAAAAUGUGUCUUCAAUAAGCGUGCGCUCUAUCGAAGUGGAGGACAUUUCAGGUAGUGGCAGCAUUUUUGUGCAGUCUGAUGGGGAACAUUUAGGCUUCUUGCCACGGAAGUUUCGCAUCAUACCAGGUGCUAUCGAGAUGAUAUGCUGAAGUGAACCCUGUAGUUUUUAAUUCUUCUUGUUUUCACUUGAUAGUUUUUUAUUCUCGUUAAUAACCUUAUGGGUUCCAUAUCUCCUCCCCAAUUUAUAUAUAUAUAUAUAUUUUUGUUAACAAGUGUAAUUAAUGG
This is a messenger RNA of Morus notabilis, 1012 nucleotides long. Its product is annotated as sphingoid long-chain bases kinase 2, mitochondrial. The transcript has 11 exons. Gene Ontology annotation, cellular component: TIM22 mitochondrial import inner membrane insertion complex. Bases 28 to 876 code for a protein of 282 amino acids. NCBI's taxonomy places the organism in Eukaryota, Viridiplantae, Streptophyta, Magnoliopsida, Rosales, Moraceae. The record is from RefSeq and is a predicted model, not a curated record. Gene Ontology annotation, biological process: protein insertion into mitochondrial inner membrane; phosphorylation; phospholipid biosynthetic process. Gene Ontology annotation, molecular function: ATP binding; kinase activity.